AUGUGCCAAGCAACUUGCACGGGCAUGUUCACGGCCGUUCUGCUCAUCCUUUCAUUUGCCUCUGCCCACGACGUUGCUGAGGAGCUCAGGAUGAAACGCCAGACGUACUCCCUCCCACACGGAUCCGAGCUGCUUCUCGAACCCCUGAGAACGAGGUUCACCUGUCGCCACGACGGCUACUUCGCAGACGUGGACAACAACUGCAGGGUUUACCACAUCUGCACUCGAUCCGCCGAGACGCGACAGCUGCAGCGAUUCAGCUUCCUGUGCGGCAACCUCACCAUGUUCAACCAGCUGACGCUGACGUGCUCGCGACCCGAGGACUCGGUGCCAUGCCGGAACGCUCCCGUCUUCUACUACGUCAACGACAACAUCGGCUACCAAGACACGCCCUUCCUGUACGACGAUGACGUCAGUAAUGCCGACCAGUUCAUCCACGAAAACAGGCUGCUAGAAUCCAUCCCGGCAGCCAAGCGGCGGUUCUAAAACC
Dermacentor silvarum is the source of this 490-nucleotide messenger RNA. RefSeq lists its product as uncharacterized. The transcript has 4 exons. The record is from RefSeq and is a predicted model, not a curated record. Gene Ontology annotation, molecular function: chitin binding. Bases 1 to 486 code for a protein of 161 amino acids. Gene Ontology annotation, cellular component: extracellular region. Lineage: Eukaryota; Metazoa; Arthropoda; Arachnida; Ixodida; Ixodidae.